AUGGCGGCACGCAGCUUGCGGAAGGUUGUGUUGGCCAUCAGUGUCUUUGGCUCACUGGCUGAGAACCUGGCGGAGAUCAGCCAGCUCUUUCAAAAGGUGGACAGCUCAAAGCCGCUGACCAUGCUGAACGCACCGGAAGUGGCCGCUUCUCCCGCUGCAAACGUUGGCUCGGGCGAAAGGGAUCGAACCACCUGCCGCGGAUGUGACUGCUACCACCGCUGGAUGGGUCAGGACUAUGCUGGGCUGACUUACUGCACGGAGUUCACCGAUGCCAAUGAAGCCACAGCUGGGGAACCGGCCAACAUGCGUUGCUUGGUGCAUGACUCCCACUGCGAGGGUUCAGCGGAGGGCAGAUGUGGCCCAAACUGUCCUCGCUACACCACGAAUGGCUGUGAAUGUGCCAAGAGCUGGGUGCAGGAAGGUCACGAGGAGUGCCACGACUCCUGCUGCAAUCCUACAGGUGAUUUGCAGACUGAUUCCUGGUGUAUGGUCACUGACCCAGCCUGUCAGGGCAUGUCGUGGGGCCCUUGCUCUCCAGAGCCCAUGAAACAUCCACACGAGCGGUUGACUGCGAAGGGCUGUAAGUGCUCCAAUGGUUGGAGUGUCAAGGUUGGAGAGGAAUUGGAGUAUUGUCAUACCUUUUGCUGCACCCCGGCAGGCUUAGGACUGGAAGGUGAAGUCUGCGUCGUUGAAGAUGAAGGCUGUGAAGGCAUGAGCAUCGGCCGCUGUAAGGCAUGA
This is a messenger RNA of Cladocopium goreaui, 738 nucleotides long. The record is from the annotation of a GenBank genome assembly. NCBI's taxonomy places the organism in Eukaryota, Dinophyceae, Suessiales, Symbiodiniaceae.